UAUUACUUAAUAAUAAUACCUAGGCUUUCUGGAUUAUUAAUUAGGAAUAGUAAUCGCUUAGCAAAUUCUGCAACGGAGGAUGGGCGACGUCCAAGGGAAGAGAAAAGGUGAUCCGGCUAUUGAACGAGAUCGGGGAAUCCAAACUCGGGAAGAUCAGCUCGGGUAUUGUGAGAAACGGAAUGACCUGCUAAAAUACACAAGGAGUGCAGAACAAGGCAUAGAAUACCACAACAAGAAGCACGAGGGUGCUAAAUUUAAGCUGGUGGAGAUCAUAUCUGCACGUUCUUUCUUUUCUAUGGGUGUUUGGGAGCAUAUCAACUUCACUGCUUCUGAAGAUGACAAGUCUCUGAAAUUGUUUUUUGCUGAAUUGUCACAUGGAGAAGCUCAUUGGGGAACGAAUCAUAAUACAGAAGCCGAAAAAAUCACUGCAUGUUGUUUGUUGGAAGAAGGGUCUACCAAAGAUUACUGUGGAUUUUGUCCCCAUGAAGACAAAGUUUAUCACCCUCUUCAGGGAUUUACAGCAGGGAUUCGCUGGUGAUUUUCUUGCUUUUUGUUGAGGAGCUUCCUUCAACCAAUAUGCCGAAAACUAUAAUGAAGCGCAACCUUAUUCCCACCCAAUAGUAUCCUACCCUACACCCCUUCAGCUAGCAAAGGAAUUUUCCCACAGAUCCAUUUGUUAAAGCUUUCUCAGUUUUAAUGGUCCAUGUGCAUGUUUGAAUAGCUGUCUUGCGAAUUUGUAUGUUGUUGUUGCGGUAUCUUUACAAUGGAAAGAAAUGAAAAGAAACUAAGCUUGCGAGUUUGAAUGA
Molecule: messenger RNA, 806 nt
Organism: Populus trichocarpa (black cottonwood)
Lineage: Eukaryota; Viridiplantae; Streptophyta; Magnoliopsida; Malpighiales; Salicaceae
Exons: 4
Coding region: 80-538 (152 amino acids)
Source: RefSeq, a predicted model, not a curated record